AUGAACCUCAUAGUGGUGUGGUGGACGCUAUUAGCUUUGGUCGCGGCCAAUACUGAAACCAUUGUGUUUCGGGUUCCCUAUUACUACGACAUCCCACCACCUACAACGCGCCAGGGACAAACUACCAAUGCCACACAUACAGUGAUCCAUCACUACCCCAUCGACACCCUCAGUAAUCAGGCUGACUCCCAUCGGAUAGCACUCAAUCCCGGGACGACGUGGGUGCAAAUCAACAAUUACGACGGGGUGUUCGAGGCCAACGAUGUCAUCAAUGUCAAGUUCUGCUGGCCCGCCACCAACCCGUACCACGUCAAGCUCGACCAUGUAUUCUCUCUGGAGUUCACCGACACUCCGGGUCGGGUCGACCUUUUCGUUGCGAUAACCCUUACCCCUGAGGGCCAAUCAGCCCGCCAGCUUCCGCCACAACCCCUCACUGCCGACUUUUACAUUGCCAAGCUCCCGCUGGCACGAAUCCCGAUCCCCGUUGAACUAUACCCGUUGAUUCCGUAUCUUGUGGCGGUGGCGGUGACCGCGGGGGCAGCGGUGCCGUUUGUGUAUCGGUGGAUGUUUAGCACACCCCCAAAAUAG
Diutina rugosa is the source of this 588-nucleotide messenger RNA. RefSeq lists its product as uncharacterized. NCBI's taxonomy places the organism in Eukaryota, Fungi, Ascomycota, Pichiomycetes, Serinales, Debaryomycetaceae. The coding region runs from base 1 to 588 and encodes 195 amino acids. The transcript has a single exon. The record is from RefSeq and is a predicted model, not a curated record.